AUGAAGUCGCCGGCGACCCCAAGCACCACCAGCCGCGGCGUCCAGUCUUCUCCCUUGCCUCCAUUUCCGUGCGCUAGAGGAAAAACUCCUCGGGUCCGACACCGGCCUCCGCUUGGGUACGAGUUCUCUCCUUCUCCGUCGAACAUCCAGACACGCAAAUCACGGCCAAGGUUGCCGCCAGUUGCCAACUCGAGCCAACUCUCAGGCCACGAGCAAAACCCUACCGUCGACGAAGCUAUCCCCAUUGUCUCACGCCGGAUGUCACCUUCUCCUCUCUUUUCCAUCUUUUUAUAUCUAGUUGGCCCAGGCCUUUUCGCCCCUUCAGCUCAGGAAACCCUUAGGGAUUCUCCAAUCCUUCACAUUGCACCAUUUCUUCCAACUGAGACCCAGGGUCUUUUCCUCUCUGAACAAGAAAACCCCGCGGCGCUCACCUCCGCCGUUCAACAACCACGUCCCAGCCUCCGCCCAAACGGCCACCGCAAAGGGGGGGAAGGUGGCCUCUACCCGGUCCAGAACAUCGUUGGCAAUGCUAGGCGCCACCAGGGUCACCGUUGGCCACGGCCUCGGAUCCGCUUUUUCCCUUCUUCUUGCGCGCGUGCGGCCGCUUCCGCCAAACUGACCACCGCGAAGAGGCCCUCCGCCUGGUCCAUGAAGUCGCCAGUGACCCCAAGCGCCACCAGCCGCGGCGUCAAGUCUUCUCCCUUGCCCCCAUUUCCGUGCGCUAGAGGAGAAACUCCUCCGGUCCGACACCGGCCUCCGCUUGGGUACGAGUUCUCUCCCUUCUCCGUCGAACAUCCCAGCACCGCGAAUCACGACCAAGGUUUCCGCCAGUUGCCGAACUCCGAGCACCACCUCUCAGGCCACGAGCGAAACCCUACCGUCGACGAAGCUAGCCACCACUGUUCUCGCCAGAAUUCGUUUCGUCAUCGACGCCACCGAUUUUUGAUUAACAGGUGAAGUUAUAAAAGAGGCAAACGACUAUGUACCAAUCAAACGUCCUUCAUACAUAUCCAGACAGCAUCAUUCAUUCAUACCCAACAUCAUUCAUUCAUAUCUAGACACAUAACAGAGGGCAUGCAUUCAUAUAAUACAAGGCCAAGAGCUUAGACAGAGAAACUUACCUUCGCAGCUUCAAACGAAAAUCGUCCUUUUGGUUCUAGCUCCCUCUGCCCUCUUCGAGUGAUCUUCCUUUUCGGUUGUCUCACCCUCUUCCAAGCGUAAGAAGGUUGAAGGCAAAUGGGCUCGGAUGACCGUGAGGUCUCCUCUUGACUACCAAGUAACGGUGAUAGGCGAUGAGGGUAAAUAUCUGAUGUUCUCUCUAAUGGUGAGGUCUCUCUCCAAUUGGUGAUGAUUAGUGAUCCCCCUGUCUCCAAUGUGAUCCCCCUUUAAUGACCGUGAUGAAAACCCUUUUCAAAAGCCAACCCCAAACUCCUCUCUGUCUUGCAUCCUGCGAGCUUUGGGAUAUCUUCUGGCGUGGGAUUUUCCUUUUUUUUUUCUUUUCUUCAUGUUCACUGUAUCGACUAUCAGUUGGCAGAAGCUCGCUUUCAGAAAAAAAAUCCUUCUCCUUUUGAUGUAUACUUCUAGUCCUCAGUAGGGAAUUAUAGGAAGAGGAGUCUCUGCCUUUUGUUGCUGCCAUUGUAAAUGUCCAUUUUGAGCAUUGCUUUUGUUAAUUGUAUAUGCUGCUUUUUGCCUUUUCUGAACACUGCUUACUAUUGUUUGCUUACUGCUGUUUUAUGCUACAGGAAGGGGUUGACCUUGUUUUUUUC
Molecule: messenger RNA, 1766 nt
Organism: Vigna umbellata (rice bean)
Lineage: Eukaryota; Viridiplantae; Streptophyta; Magnoliopsida; Fabales; Fabaceae
Source: RefSeq, a predicted model, not a curated record